GAAUAGCUUGAAAACAUAUCGAAGAAGAAGAAUAUAAAAUGAUGUGAAAUGGUCACAAAGCAUUUUCUAAGUUUUUGAUCAUACAAGACUUGGCAACAAUGGCCGAUGAAGUGAUCCUUCUAGAUUACUGGGCGAGCCCAUUUGGUAUGAGAGCUAGGAUCGCUCUGAGAGAGAAAGGAGUCAAGUUUGAGUGUAGAGAAGAGAAUCUGAGAGACAAGAGUCCCUUGCUUCUCCAGAUGAAUCCGGUUCACAAGAAGAUUCCAGUUCUGAUCCAUAAUGGUAAACCGGUCUGUGAAUCAAUGAACGUGGUUCAGUACAUAGACGAGGUCUGGUCCGGUAAAAACUCUAUCUUCCCUUCUGAUCCAUACCAGAGAGCCCAAGCCAGGUUCUGGAUCGAUUUCAUUGAUACCAAGGUGUACGAGCCAGCUGACAAGAUAUGGAGUACAACAGGCGAGGUACAAGAGACGGCCAAAAAAGACUUUAUCGAAGCACUCAAGAUCCUUGAAGCUGAGCUUGGAGAUAAACCCUACUUUGGUGGAGAUAACUUUGGAUUCGUAGAUAUUGCCAUGACUGGUUAUUACAGCUGGUUCGAACCAUUUGAGAAGUGCGCUAACUUCAGCAUCGAAUCAGAGUGUCCAACACUGAUGGCUUCAGCCAAGAGGUGUUUGCAGAGAGAAAGCGUGGUUAACUCCAUCCCUAACCCUGACGAGCUCUUUGCCUUAGCCCUUAAACUUAGGAAGGAGUAUGGUGUCUGAAUCUUCCAAAUUUCACAUUUGGUUUGUGGAUUGAUUCCACCUCACGUUUCUCUUUCGAACAAAGAAUAAUGGUUUCUUGCCAUUCAAGAAAAUUUGAUAAUUGGGCUGAGCACGUCAAAUUUAGGUUAGCCUUUUGGUUUUGGGCUUGUUGAGGGCUCGAACACAACUCAUGACCCAAAUUAUAAGGCUUUGUUGUUCGUUGCGGCUACCAAUAACAAGAACCCUUCUGGUUCAAACAAACGGUGAAUCUUGUCGACCACUACCACAAAAAAGAAAAAAAAAACGUAAUAUUGCAUUCGUCGCGUCACUAUCAUUAUAAUUUGAAGUUCAAACCAAUUCUCGUUUCGGAAAAUAAUAAAUAAAACCAUUGUUUACGUUAAUGUCAUUGAAGGCAAAUAUAUUGUCAAACAAAGAGUACAAAAAGAAGAAAAAAGAAAGAUGAGGCCACGGAGCAGGAGAAGAGAGU
Brassica oleracea var. oleracea is the source of this 1221-nucleotide messenger RNA. Its product is annotated as glutathione S-transferase U22-like. Lineage: Eukaryota; Viridiplantae; Streptophyta; Magnoliopsida; Brassicales; Brassicaceae. Gene Ontology annotation, molecular function: glutathione transferase activity. The coding region runs from base 99 to 755 and encodes 218 amino acids. The record is from RefSeq and is a predicted model, not a curated record. Gene Ontology annotation, biological process: glutathione metabolic process. The transcript is spliced from 2 exons. Gene Ontology annotation, cellular component: cytoplasm.